Parasteatoda tepidariorum (common house spider) is the source of this 2781-nucleotide messenger RNA. Its product is annotated as nose resistant to fluoxetine protein 6. The record is from RefSeq and is a predicted model, not a curated record. NCBI's taxonomy places the organism in Eukaryota, Metazoa, Arthropoda, Arachnida, Araneae, Theridiidae.
UAUUUCAUUUCUUCUUCUUCCUUACAGUGGAUUAAUGACAGCUUUUCGAUAUUUGAAAGAUCCAGAUGAAGGACUAAACAUUGUGAAAUUCUUCCUUAAAAAAUAUUGGAGGUACACGCCACAGUACGCUUUGACUUUAGCUUUGUUAUUGGUUACUCCUACCUGGGGAUCUGGUCCAUCAUGGUUUUCUCGAAUGAAUCCAAUGUAUAAAAAUUGCAGGGACCAUUGGUGGUACAAUAUUUUGUACAUCAAUAAUUUCAUGGACUCUUCUGAAGUGUGUCUAGAUCACACUUGGGUAUUUGCUGUGUACGCUCAACUUCAUGUACUAUCAGUAUUUAUUUUAAUACCACUGAAAAUGCGACCAAGGAUUGGUUUGCUGGUCAACUUCUUGUUAGCUGUAGUAAGCUUGGCAUCUGUCGCACUUACCAACGUCUAUUACGAUCUGCCUCCAAAUGAAAUGCUUACGUUCAUUCACGUAAAGGACAGAAUGUUUUAUGCUGAGCAUUCUUAUUACAGAGUAUAUACCCACCUGACUAUGUAUUGCUGUGGUAUAUUUGUGGCAUUUUUAGUCCACGAGUAUUCAGACCUCAAGAUAUCUAAAAAAAUGAGCUGGUUCCUAUGGAUAAUAACUUUGACAGGAUUUGCAGCAUCAUCGACAGUUGUGCAUGAGUGGAACACAGGGCUUGUGCCUAGUCCUCUUGUUUCUGCCCUCUACACGUCCUUCAGCAAGGUUGCUGAAGCAGCCUUUCUGUCUUGGGUAUCCGUCGCUUGCAUGACUGGACACGGGGGUUUAAUAAAAGAUUACCUGUCUUGGCGCCCAUUUGCUUUCUUGGCGCGGUUGGUGUUCCUCGCUCACUUGAUGCAUGUGCCCGUCAUCACAAUGGUCAACGGAUUCAGAAAAUCUCAUUUUUUUGUCAAUGAAUUGGAAAUCUUCUACGAGGCACUCACCAAUAUGGUGGCUACUCUGGUCAUAGCCUACAUACUGUUUAUGGGAUUCGAAGCCCCAUUCAUCUCUUUGACGCAACUCCUGACUAAAAAAUUCCGAAAUCGUCUGAACAGCAAUGAUAUGGAACCACCCAUAACUGAGAAGCCCAUCAAGUUUGCUGACAAGAUGAAGAACACCGUCUCAACAUCGCCACAACUCAAAGUGUGGAUGAAUAUUAAUGAAAAGAGCCGUUGUUGACCUACGUUCAAGACUGAAAAUUUAAAAUAGUUGUUGCUUAAAUGGCCAUUCUCACUGCUUUCAACUCACGCUCCUCCGCAAAAGUAAACGAAAACUGAUUGGAGAAAUACAUUCUCAUGUGCAUUCAUAAAUUCUCAUUUUCUCAACAGCGAUCUGAGGUGCGUGAAUCGCAUGCAGUGUGAAUGGUCUUACGUCAACACAACGUCUAUUCCUGUACAAAAGAAGCUUUAGGAGGAUCUAGUUCACUCCACUUCCUUGAACUUUUUAUGUAUCUUUGAAAAUAUUCAAUUGUUGAGAGACAUGCAUUAUGUGUGUUAUCUUAUCAUUUGCAUAUUUAAACACUCAAAGUAUGGUUGGUUUUUAUACCUGAUGCUAUAUUAUUUUUGUAUAGACAACAUUUGAUAUUGGAUAUCGUUCAUCAUAAAUAAUAUUUUGUCACGCUCAUUUUCAUGAUGAAUUAAUACUCGAAUCAUUUUAAGUAAUUCGCCGUGAAGAAUCCCGUGCUAUUAUUUUUCUGAGCUGUUGCGAUUUUUUUAUUUCACAAUUAAAGAGCUUAUUGCAAUUGUGACAUUCUGAAAUGACACAAUAUUUGUGUUUAUGGAUAUCAGAUCAGACUGUUUUUUUAGUAGGAAAAAGUGCUUCGUUGACAGUUGCUUGCUGUUGCCUGUAGCUAGUAUUUUUGAAGUUACAAAAAUGGCACUUAAGACCUACUUUCGUUAAGUUCUUCAAUUAUAUUUAACCUGCACUCACUGUUUAAAUUGUACUUGUAUUUUUAAAUGAAGUAUUAAACUGAAGGUGGGAAAAUAUUCUGUGACAUUUUUGAAAAAAUAUCUCACAGACUAUUUACAUAUAAUGAAUAAAAAGGAAAAGGUAUUAUGUACCUUCCCAUAAGAAAAAAAAAGAUAACGUAUGUUUUUUUUUAUUAUUUUGUUAACUGUUAAUCGAUCAGAAAGCCAAAACGUAAAUAUUUGCCUCCAGCUUGUUUAAAAUCUAAAGAAACCGUUUUGCAUACCUGAAUAGGGUUUAAGAGUUCCCCUGUACUCUAUGAAGUUUGAAAUAGAUUUUUGCAUUGAUUUUGAAACAAUUAUAAUGAAUUCUACGAUCACCACAUGUUUCUAGUAAGAACUGUUCAAGUAAGCAUGUUCACGUAAGCAUACGGUGACCAGGUUUAUAAACUAUGAUUUGAGGACAAAUUACAUUUAGAACUCAUAUAACAUUUAGAGUAUUACACAUUUUGAGUUCAAGACCAAAAACCUUAUUUGUCUUAAUGCCUAAUUCUGAGGUAUAAAUCUAUGAAUUCAAUUUUAUUAUUACGAACCAAGUUAAAUAAAUCAAACACGUUUAUUCAAAAAAACGUUUUUAAUAUUGUAUAUUGGUGAAUUUCUGUAUUGAGAAGUUACGUGAACUAUUUAAUACGUCAAUAAAUAAAUAAUUAUGCUUUUUUUCUAUUUGAUAUAUCAUAGUUUCCCAAACUGAGUUUAGUUAUGAACAUCUCAUUAUUGUGUAAAUAUGAGACAGAUUUAUGUUACAUAUAUAUUGAGUUAGAGACUGUGGACCUCAAAGAAAAACGUACUCAAUGAAAACAAUCGAAGUGCUUA